Molecule: messenger RNA, 3686 nt
Organism: Maylandia zebra (zebra mbuna)
Lineage: Eukaryota; Metazoa; Chordata; Actinopteri; Cichliformes; Cichlidae
Source: RefSeq, a predicted model, not a curated record
AGAAGCGGCACAGCCGGGCCGCUGUAAAACUGCAAACCUAAGGAUUUACACACGUUUCUGGACAGUUAAACGCGUUUUAACCGCUUUUCUUCUCACUUUGGGAAUAACAAGCAACAGUUAGAGAGGCAGCCGAGGAGUGCAGACAGCAGGCUCGCUCAUCCAUGGCAUCACAGCAGCAGCAGCAGUGCAAAGGCUAGCGGCUAGCUGCCCACCAAGCCCGGUGCCAGAGACUGAUUCUAGGCAGAGGGAGCCAGGUAAUGACCCUCAGUCCUUCCAUCAGACAGCCUCCACGCAUUGAGCCGGAUCAUGCUUUAGCUCCCUGACAGUCAGUCAAAAUGAUGGCCUCGGUGGUAAUCGGGGGACAUCGGAAGAAGUCCCUCACUUUGAGAGGUGUGGACCCAGAGACCUGCAUGAUCGUGUUUAAGAACCACUGGGCACAGGUGGUGAAGAUCCUGGAGAAACACGAGCCGAGUCGCAGCGGCACCAACGCGCUGAGUUUCCUCACAGGUUAUGGUAGCAGCGGCGGCAGCAGCAGCUCCGGAGCGCUACGUCUAGGCCCCAUCCCAGCCGACGAGGCCAGCGCCGUCCAGAACUACGUGGAGCACAUGCUCUUUCUACUGAUGGAGGAAGAGGCGGGCCAAGGGGGAGCGAUGGGUCCGAUCCUGGAGUUUGUGGUCCUUGAGGGUGUGAUGGAGAGGCUGUUUCUGUGGAGUCUGAGGAGGCAGUUCACUGAGGACAUGAAGCUAGAGCAACUCAGGAUGUACCAGAUGCUUUUGUCUCAGGCCAAACAGCCUCUGCUUCACCAUAAACCGGUUCUGCGGCCGCUAAUGAUGCUGCUCGCCUCCUGCGCCGGAGCUGCAUCUGACACCGGCGGCGUGGUGGAGGCGGAGCUAGUUCUCCUGCUGAACCAGCUCUGCGUGGCUCUGGUCAAGGAUCCCUCAGUGCUCGAACUGUUCUUCCACACCAGCGAGGACCAGGGAGCUGCCAACUUCCUUCUCUUCUCCCUGCUCAUCCCGUAUACACACAGGCAGGGAUUGGUAGGUCAACAGGCCCGAGAUGCUCUGCUGCUCAUCAUGUCUCUGUCUGCCUCUGAGCCUCGAGUCGCUCAGCACAUUGCAGAGAACACAUACUUCUGUCCUGUGCUGGCCACGGGUCUGUCCGGUCUGUACUCGUCUCUUCCGGCUCGGCUGCAGGUUUACAGCGAGGACUGGCACUCUCUGGACCAGGCGGACUGGCAGCAGGUUCCUGCUCUGGUCCACUUUUUGCACUCUCUGGACUUUUGUAGUGCUGUUACCAAGGUGGCUCAUCCGUCCAUCCGCUCCCAGCUGCUUGGUUACAUCUACAAUGGCUUCCUUGUGCCUGUACUUGCUCCGGCUCUGCACAAGCUGACGGUGGAGGAAGUGAUGACUACCACAGCAUACUUGGACCUGUUCCUGCGCUCCAUCUCUGAGCCCGCCCUCCUCCAGACCUUCCUCUCCUUCAUCCUGCUGCACACACAUGACAACGUUCACAUCCUGGACACACUGGUCAGCAGGGUCAACACACCUUUCCAGUUGGGCACGGUGUCGCUGGCUCUGUUCAGGACUCUGAUUGGGCUCUUCUGUGAAGAUGUCAUGCUGCAGCUGGUCUUCAGGUAUCUGAUUCCCUGCAGCCACCUGAGCAGGAAGCAGCGCUGCUUCUUGAAGCAGAGGGACUGUUACUCCUCCAGUGCUGCCUCCUUCCUACUGCUGAUGCCCUCCUGGUUCCCUUUGCAGCUCCAAAACUCACUCACACACUCAGAGCACAUCCACUGGCCCAAAGCAACCGAUCUGUCAGUGUCAGACAGCGUUGGUUACUGUCGUGGUUCAGACUUCCUGAUGGAUGUAAACUACCUCCAUUACCUCUGGGAUGCCUGUCAGGCUAUCUCCACUGCCCGCAGGUCUUGCCGUUUAUGGUCGGCUUCUUAUGAUGGCAUCAAUCCUCCACUUCAAGAGUAUCGAUCUGAUACACCUGGUAACAACAUGGAAGAUGAGGAAGAGUUCAUGCAGCGAGUCAAGAGCGACUCCAUCUGCUCACUGGUUAUCAGUCCUCUGCCCUCUGCCCUCUCCCCUACACCAUCCUCUUUAGAUAACAGCCAAGCGGGCAGAGCCAGCUCCGCCCUUGAACUGGAGUGGGAUGACAUUUUUGCAGAUGACAAUCCCUUGGUUUCAGCUGUGGUAAACGUGGUGCUGGCGAAUGGGGAUGUAUCAUUGGAGGCAGACACAUGCACAUUUCCGCCAGCACCUCCCCCACUGCCUCCUCGACACAUCCAGGAAAUGCGGCGCAAUGCAACCAAGCUGGUGCGCGGCUCUUAUGUUGAAGAAUCCGAGUUUCAGGAUGACGUUCUUGUCUAUGAUCUCAUUGCUAAAAAGGAUGCAAAGGCAGCCAUUUUGGAUCGGAUCAUGCUGGCAAAUCGCCAAUCCCGUGGGAGCAUCUCGAAAGGACAGCGAGUUUCAGCAACAGCGACAACAUUAACAACGAUGUUAACAACAACAGGAAGGACGGUUCUGGAAACUGUAAACAGCAUUAUGUCGGCGAGGAGGAGGAGCGAGGAUGCAGGAAAAGAGGAAAGAAGAAGGAGUGAGGACUGUGAAAAGGAGAUAGGGAGAACAAAGGAAGGAGAAGAAGAAGAAACCAAAAGGAUAUUUGGACACAGAGGGUCACUGGGAGAUCAGCUCUUUACCAAUGGCUUCAAUGUAAACAAUGACAUCAUCGACGAAUGUGAUGAUGCAGAUGAUGAUAUAUACAUUACAGCUCGUGUCAGCCAUACACCUGGAGCACAUCAGCAACAUGUACAUGAAAGCAUGCAGUCACCCUCAACAUGUUUAGUAAAAAACACUUUAACCAAUGGCCAUCAUGGAUCUGAAUCAUUUGACCGUCCCAUAUCUCCAAGCCUGCCUGACGACAACACAAACAACAAUGACUUCCUGUCCCAAUACUGUGAGCUCAUGCUGUCAUUAGGGGUAGAACCAGACUAUGAGGACAUCACAGAGGAUAUUGACACAUUCAGGAAGCGUGUCCAAGUGCUAAGGCAAAGACUUGAAGAGGAGGAGGAAGAGCUUUGCACUGACUUUGGUUUUCGCUCCUUUGGGGAUGACGUUGGGGCAGAAGAAGAGGAAGAGGUGAUGCGAGAGGAAGAAGAAGCGGAGAAGAUCAGGAGCGACACAAAGAAAGGCGGCAGGAGACAUCAAAUUCCAUUUACAGGUCCAUUCAUCAGUGUGCUCUUGUCUCGGCUGGAGAACCUUCUCGAAAACUCUAUUGCUGUAAACCUGCUUGUGACAGGCAUCCUGGCCCAGUUGGCAUCGUACCCACAACCUCUCCUGAGAUCCUUCCUGCUCAGCACAGACACACAAAACCAGCCUAACGUUCGCACACUUUACCAGGUGCUGGUGUCGCUGCAUGCUCAGAUAGAGCGCUAUGUGAUGGCCAGACCAGACUAUCCUGCUCUAGUCACUCAGGCCUGGAGGUUCUUGUUGGCAAAAGACCAAGAUGGGGCAAAUUCAGAGAGUGCCUCCAGUCUCAGGGCGGUGACAUCAAUCCUGGAUCCAUCGCUUCCCCAAUGGCUCUCCAAGAGCCGAGUCUUCGCCAUUAUCCUGUACGCCGAGUUCCUGAAGGAGUUGGCUGCCUUGCGCCAGGAGCACAGCAUUGCCUUGGGACUGUUAUUCUGA